Molecule: messenger RNA, 1511 nt
Organism: Clupea harengus (Atlantic herring)
Lineage: Eukaryota; Metazoa; Chordata; Actinopteri; Clupeiformes; Clupeidae
Gene: galm
Product: galactose mutarotase
Biological process (GO): glucose metabolic process; beta-D-galactose catabolic process via UDP-galactose, Leloir pathway
Molecular function (GO): carbohydrate binding; aldose 1-epimerase activity
Source: RefSeq, a predicted model, not a curated record
AUGUCAAGGCGACGCGCAGUCAUGUGCACGGAGGUGGAAUGAGAUGAGGUGACAGUUCUAGCUUUUCGCUCUAGUCUUUUGCCAAUAAAAUUAGAAUAUUGUCCAGGAGCCGUCGGACACUGACAGAUCUCUAUCUCUGUUAAGUUAUAGCUGGGAGCAGAAGGUUGUUUCCAUCAUAAACUGUCGGCGAAGAAAGCUGAGCUUGUGAUCAUGACGGAGGUAGCAAAGGAGGUGUUCGGAGUUGCACCCGAACAGGGUUCCGUAGAGAAGUGGACUUUGAGCACGGAGAGUGUCCGGGUGGAGGUCAUCUCUCUGGGUUGUAUCAUAACGGCAAUUAAGACUCCCGAUCGGCACGGCCACUUUGCGGAUGUGGUACUUGGUUUUGAUGAUUUAGGAAGUUACUUGUCAAACCCACGCUACUUUGGUGCUGUAGUGGGCCGGGUUGCAAACCGGAUUGCCAAAGGUCGCUUCACCAUAGACGGUCAGAAAUACAAACUUGCUUUGAAUAAUGGGCCGAACGCUUCGCAUGGGGGCUUACGAGGCUUUCACAAGGCAGUAUGGACGAGCGAAAUUGUGGAAAAUGGAGUCAAAUUCAGCCACUGCAGUCCUGAUGGGGACGAGGGUUACCCUGGAAACCUGCGUGUGUGUGUCACUUACUCCCUGGAAAAACACACUUUGAGUGUCCAUUACAGCGCUCACACAGACAAAACAACACCUCUCAACCUCACCAACCACUCUUACUUUAACCUGGGAGGACAGGGCAAAGCUGACAUUUAUGACCAUGAAGUGACUAUCUCAGCCCAGGCUUACCUACCAGUUGAUGACACAAUGAUCCCAACAGGAGAGGUUAAGUCAGUGGAAAACACGCCGUUUGACCUCAGAGCACCUGCUCUGAUUGGUUCCCGUUUGAAGGAACUUCCUGGUCCUGGAUUUGACCAUAACUUCUGUCUGUGGGAACCAGGGCAACCACACGAGGAGCGCUGGUGUGCCAGGGUGGUGCAUCCUGAGAGUGGGCGUGUCCUGGAGGUAAGCACCACCCAGCCAGGUGUUCAGUUCUACACCUCCAACUUCCUGGAUGGAACCCUGAGAGGAAAAGGUGGAGCCUCCUACCCCAAACACAGUGCCUUGUGUCUGGAGACCCAGAACUGGCCCGAUGCCGUCAACCAGCCACGGUUUCCUGACGUCUUGCUGAGGCCUGAAGAGAAGUACUCACACACCACUCGCUUCAAAUUUACAGUGGUCUAACACACACACACACACACACACACAAUUUCUCAAUCAUCUCAGAUUUACUAUACACACAUAAUUCUUAUUAAUAUGAGGAGGAAUAUUAUACCUGCUCCUUCAGUCAACUCUCAGGUGACACACACACACUACACUCAAAGACAAACGCACCUCACACUCAGAAAUACUGGAGGACCAAUCACACACAAACAUUCCAUUCUGUGCCAAUCAUGCACCUUUGAAGGUAUGAUCAUGAAAGUCUAAUAAAAGGAAAAAAAAAUCUGAAA